AUCUGAUCGUGAUUCACGAUCUUCUUGCACAUAUGGCGGAAUUGGUGAAGCACACACAUUAAAAUGGAUGGAAAAAUCUUCCAGCACAAAACUAAAAUCGGCAAACGUGAGAUGAUUCGGAAGUUAAAGCGAAGCAAAAUGAGCAGCGAGUCAGUAUUAAUUGAUAAUGCUGAGGAUAUUGUUGAUCAAUUAUUCAACGAAGAACAUGCCAAACCUGUUUUCCGAUCGGAUGUCAGUACAAUUCUCUUCAUAGCUUUAAUCAUUUGCUUUAUCGUGAUGAUUAUUUACUGGUACUGUGUCGACAAGGAAAAAGGUGCUAUUGACUCGGCUUACUCAAAAAAUUCAAUGAAGCGGAAGCGAAUUCCAACUGAAGAUCCUGAAGAAGGCAACAACGAUCGGGAGUUGUUAGAGAUUGCAAGGCCGAAAAUUGUUCUCUCAACUCCUUCAAGAAAUGAAGUCGAAAUUGAGUCAGUUGAACAUGAUGAUCGUAAAAAACGUGAACGAGUGGUUGAAAAUCUGUCGUCACAUCCGUAACAAGUAUUUAUCUACUUAAAUUUCGUUAACAUUUCAUUAAAAUACAUUUCACGUAAACAUUAAAAAUUCCUCGUCAGUUAUAAGAAUCUUUUACUCUCUUUGUUGUUGCCCAUAUACAUGGACAGAUUUUUACGAUUCUUAAACAAUAUUAACACUUUUAUUAAUGCUAUAGAAAAUAAGAAACUUCAGUGUUUAAAAAGCGUAUAAUUUUAUAUAACUACGCAUUUUGUGUUCAUAACAAAACAAAACUCAUUUUAUUGUGUUAGUGGAUUCGUUUUUUUAGAUUCUUAAGCAAAAAAAAGUGUUGUAAGAUUAAAAAUACUUAUCAAAGAUAUUCAAUAAAUGAAAAAAGCUCAACUAUA
Molecule: messenger RNA, 896 nt
Organism: Clunio marinus
Lineage: Eukaryota; Metazoa; Arthropoda; Insecta; Diptera; Chironomidae
Source: the annotation of a GenBank genome assembly